This is a messenger RNA of Chinchilla lanigera (long-tailed chinchilla), 2030 nucleotides long. RefSeq lists its product as uncharacterized. The transcript has 4 exons. Lineage: Eukaryota; Metazoa; Chordata; Mammalia; Rodentia; Chinchillidae. Bases 260 to 925 code for a protein of 221 amino acids. The record is from RefSeq and is a predicted model, not a curated record.
GGGAUGAUGGGAUGGUGGGGGCCACGUGAAGACUGCUUCCCACACACCCGCAGGGACGCUCACCUGUGCGCCGAGGCAGUCUGUCGCAGCUGUUAGCGCACCCGAUGCACACAGCACACCUGCACACGGUGCGGAGGACCGCCACUGCGCAUGCGUCUGUCUCCUGCUUGAGGCCGGAUUGAGUCACCUGUCGUCUUCCCCAGGACCCGCCGCGGGGCCUGGCGAGCAACCGUGAGCCGCUGAGAGUGUCGCACCUGCGAUGUCGCACCCGGGAGCUCGCCCCGGCUGCCUUCCUCUCCGCUGUGAGGCCUCGCUGUCCUCCCCCAGACCCUGUGGGCUUUUAGCAGCGGGCUGCGCAGCCGCCACCCUCUGCCCAAGGAGCUCACUGCUAAGCUCAAGACUCCCUGGACAGCGCAGAGACCGCGGAAGAGCCCACCCAAGAGCGCGCCGUGGGAAGGGCGUAGAACUCUGGGAGCAAAGACCCCCGGGUUCCGGCUCCGGACUCCCUGUCGUUCCGGGACAAGCCGUAAAUCCGGCCGCACGAGACGUAGCAAGACGACGAGCCAGGCCCGCAAGCCCUUCGGGUAGCAGCGUGGCACACGUCUUCCCGGAGGCCAAGCCUGCCAACAGCGCUGCAAGGAGCGCGACCUUUCCAGCACGGGGAUGUUCGGAGACACCGGCCUCCCCUAACGCAGCCCCAGCUUCCCUCCGGGGUUCCUUCCAGUGGCCCUUCCCACUCCUGUGCCGCCGAUAUUCUGUUCAUAUUUGCUCAGGUAUUCUCUCAGAGGAUGGAACUUCCGCUGUGACUGUCCUCUUCUCUGUCCAGCCCUCACCAGAAUCACUUUCAAAAUGCUCUUUAUAUUCUGGGUGUGGUGUGCACUCCUGUAACCCCAGCACCCAGAAGGCUGAGGCAGAAGGAUCAUGAGUUCAAGGCCAGCCUGGGCUACAUACCCCAUAUUAAAAAAAAAAAAAAACUGGAAAAGCCCCUACAGGGCAACAUGAGCAUUUCCUAGCACACCCCUGAGAACUCUUCCAGCCUCCUUUCUCAGGCAGUUCCAAAGCCACUCCCUGUUGCAAGUGCUUGCUGCGGUAUUCCUCCACUCCCAGCAAACAUCUCUGUCUUAGCUAGCUCAAGCUGCUGUAAGAAGUCACACAGACUGAGUGACUAAAUAGGAGAAAUCUCUCUCUCAAAGUUCUGAAGGGUGAAAGUUCACCGGCGGUCAGUGCGUAGUAGGGCCCCCUCACAGGCUGAGAAUGGUCAUAUAGGUCAGUCCUCAAAUAGUGACGAACAGAGAAAAAGCAAGACCCGGAGUCUGCAUUCUCAAGAGCACCAGUCCCACUCAUGACCCCGUCUCCGGCCAAAGACUCCGUCUCCUGAUGCCGUCACACUGGGCUAGGGUUCUAACAUACGAAUUUAAGAGUGAGAGCACAGCCAGGUGCGGUGCUGCACACCUGUAGUCUCAGCACCCAGGAGGCCGAGGCAGGAGGAUGCAAAGUACAAGCCCAGCCUGGACAAGUUACUAAGUGACUUAGUAAGGCUCGGUCUCAAAAUUAAACAAUUUUUUGAAGGGCUAGGGGUGUAGCUCAGGAAGGCACUGGAUUCAAUCCCCAGUACUGAAAAAAGAAACAUGAAGAAAUGAAUCCAUAAUACCUUUACAUACACAGAAGGAUUUGCAUAAUAAGCCUUCUGCGUUAGAAAAUAAUUAGUUAAGGAAAUAGAUCUGGAUUCUGUGGUUACAUUGCUUCAAAGCAACUAUUCUUUAAAGAAACGUUUGACUUGUGCAUUUUAAAUUCAGCAUUAUGCCUUGAUUGCAUCUGAAAAAAUAUGAAAGGGAAAGAAAUGACAUGUUCUUCAACCAGAGAAAAAGAAUCAGUCACUCCCCAGAGGCUUCUUACAUGUCAGCUCCAACUGCACAGCUUGAUUAAUGCCAACCUGUUAAUCUGUUUAUCACCCUUCAAAAGCUAUAAACAGGCCAGGUGUGGUGGCACACACCUGUGAUUCCAGCACUUGGGAGGCUGAGGCAGGUGGA